Messenger RNA from Fonsecaea erecta, 1320 nucleotides. RefSeq lists its product as hypothetical. Gene Ontology annotation, cellular component: nuclear origin of replication recognition complex. The transcript has a single exon. The coding region runs from base 1 to 1320 and encodes 439 amino acids. Gene Ontology annotation, molecular function: DNA binding. Lineage: Eukaryota; Fungi; Ascomycota; Eurotiomycetes; Chaetothyriales; Herpotrichiellaceae. Gene Ontology annotation, biological process: DNA replication. The record is from RefSeq and is a predicted model, not a curated record.
AUGCCCUCCUCUCCCGCCAUCCAGCAAUCCCUCAGCAGCCUCCUCCCCACCCACGCCGCCAACCCGCCCGCGCCGCUCGUCCACCUGUGCGAAUCCCUGCUCGCCCAAUCCCGCCAGCGUGCCUCGCACCUGAAACCCGACGAGGAGAUUGCCCGCGCCUACGCGUGCUGCGAGAUCGCCUGUACCCGGUUGCGAGUCAAGUGUCGGCUGCCCGCGGUCAAGACGGGAGGAGCGCCCUGCAAGCCGGCCGUGUACAAGAAGCUGGUGGCCUUUCUGGAGAGGGUGUUGGACGGAGAUGGCACUGCGACAGCGACUACAACUACACCGACGGCGACGCCCAAGUCGACGCCCGGAGGAGGGAGGAAGAGGACGGCAGACGGCUCAGUCAAGCGGACGAUGACCGUGGAGAGUGAACCGGGCACGCCGUCCAAGUCGUCGACAGGCCGAAAGAAUGAGUUUCGGGGCACGAUCAAGGCGAGCGCGAAGAAAACCACCAGCCAGGGCGAGAACGACGGCCAAGCACCAGACUACACGAUGCCCUCAAUCCGCAAACUCUGCAAGACCUUCUCGACUCCACUGCUCGCGCCGCACGUCUACACCGGCACCUGCGUCGUGCUGAAACUGAGUGGUCUGUGGCCGCCGGCGGACGAAGACGCCGCCCACGUCGAGACGUCCCUCCAAGAGACCGUGACGGGUCUCGUGAUAGCCCUCUAUCUCAUGACCCUGACGCGCAUGCAGACCGCCGCUAUGACCACGUCCGUGUACAAGUCGACGUGCGCCCGGGCCGUGCAGGUCCUGGGGUAUCAGCCCGGCACGAAGGGGGUCGAGGCGUGGAUCCGGCGCAUCAACCGCGAGGGAUUCUGUCGGGGUCAGGACUGGUGGGCCAGCGUGCCGGAGAGGGUGUUUGACUUUGAUCCGAGUGCCAAUUCCGGUGCAAGUCAUCAGUUUGAUAGAGAUGAAGACGACGAUUACGAGGAGGAGGAAAAGGAAGAAGAAGACGAAGAAGACGAAGAUCCGAUCCUGUCGGGAAGGAGGAGACGGAACGCAUCCUCCACAGAUCCCGUGCGAGGAGGCAUGGAGCACGAAGACGACGACCCCGAGGACGUCCUGCUCCCGGGCCUGGCGACCAUGAUGCACGACGCCCUCGAUCUGCUCGACGCCGAGCGGACGCGCGACUUUGAGGCCUGGAAGAAGCAGUUCCUGCGUCGGCUGGAGAGGGCGGACAAGACGGACGACCACGACGCCGCUGCGGGACCCAGUGGUGGUGGUGGUGGUGGUCUUAGUACUCGUAGUGGUGCCGUUCCUAUUACUGUGGAAUGA